Messenger RNA from Glycine soja, 3125 nucleotides. RefSeq lists its product as uncharacterized. The record is from RefSeq and is a predicted model, not a curated record. NCBI's taxonomy places the organism in Eukaryota, Viridiplantae, Streptophyta, Magnoliopsida, Fabales, Fabaceae. Gene Ontology annotation, molecular function: protein binding; zinc ion binding. The coding region runs from base 405 to 2681 and encodes 758 amino acids. The transcript is spliced from 4 exons.
GUAAUAUAAAUAGGCAUGGCUUCGUAUAUUCAAGCCCAGUGUCGUCCAGCCCUAAACGCUUGACACGGUAGCAGCAGGACAAGAUGUUGCUUUCAAUAAAUUGAAACAAAUAUAUAUUUUGAUUUGUCUUUGUCUUCUGUUUCUAUUCACUGGCAAAGGAAAAGCAAAUGUGACCGCACUCUCUCCGCCGAUGCAAAAACGAACCUAAGAACCGUGCUUCCCGUGCAAUCCAAUUCAUCUUCGUUUGGGGAUUAGCAACCCUAAUUCACCUUUUCUGAUAAUCAACCAGGUGUCUUUACAUUAUUCUUUGUUUGCGUUUCCUCUGAUUUUAGGGUUACACUCUGAUUGAUGAUCAUGCCUCUUCUGAAUAUAAAUGGAAACACAGCCAAGUUCUCUAUCAGGUCAUGGCUGCUAUGAAGAUAAUUGCAAUAUGUCAGUCGGGAGGUAAGUUUGUGACUGGCAAAGAUGGUUGUUUGUCAUAUAAAGGUGGUGAUGCUCAUGCUAUAGACAUUGGUGAUCUAAUGAAGUUUGAUGAGUUCAAGGAAGAAGUGGCAGAAAUGUUUAAUAUUAGAGCUGAUAGCAUGUCUAUCAAGUAUUUCCUUCCAGGGAAUAAGAAGAUUCUCAUUACUAUUUCUAAUGACAAGGAUCUACAACGAAUGAUCAAAUUUCAUGGGAGUUCUUCUACUGUUGAUAUCUAUAUCCUUAUUGAAGAGGUAGCUGCCCCUGAGGUGUCAAACAUGCCUGCCAGUAGGUCAAGCAGAACAACCUUGUCUGAAACAGUAGCAGUAGCACCGGAGCCACUCAAUGCUUUUCACACUGCUGUUGCUGAUGGUGUGCUUGAUGUCGUUCAUGAUACCAAUCAAAUUGAUACAAAUACGGACAUGGACACUCCUCUAGAAGUUCCCCCUGUUCCUCUUCAAUCCUCAAAUGAUGAGAAGUAUGCCAAAGGGGCACAGCAGUGGCAGAAUACUAUAACUGGAGUGGGUCAAAGGUUCAGCAGUGUACAUGAAUUUCGAGAAUCCUUGCGUAAAUAUGCCAUUGCUCAUCAAUUUGCCUUUAAAUAUAAGAAAAAUGAUAGUCAUCGUGUAACUGUUAAAUGCAAAGCAGAAGGUUGUCCUUGGAGAAUUCAUGCAUCAAGGUUGUCAACUACUCAAUUGAUAUGUAUCAAGAAAAUGAAUUCAACUCAUACCUGUGAAGGGGCUUUUGCAACAACUGGGCAUCAAGCAACUAGGAGUUGGGUGGCCAGUAUUAUAAAGGAGAAGUUGAAAGAUUUUCCGGAUUACAAGCCCAAGGACAUUGUCAAUGACAUCAAACAGGAAUAUGGAAUUCAGCUUAACUAUUUUCAGGCAUGGCGUGGGAAAGAGAUUGCUAAGGAGCAGCUUCAGGGUUCUUAUAAAGAGGCAUAUAGUCAGUUACCUUUCUUCUGUAAAAAAUUAAUGGAGGCUAACCCUGGAAGUCUUGCGAUGUGCACUACUAAGGAAGACUCAAGCUUUGAUCGUCUCUUUGUAUCACUUCAUGCUUUGUUGCUUGGCUUCCAACAAGGUUGUCGACCACUGAUUUUCCUUGAUAGCAUUCCAUUGAAAUCAAAAUACCAAGGAACUUUGUUAGCAGCAACGUCUGCGGAUGCCGAUGAUGGUGUAUUUCCUGUUGCCUUUGCCAUUGUUGAUGAUGCUGAAUCGGACGAUAGCUGGCAUUGGUUCUUACUUCAACUAAAGUCGGUACUGUCAACAUCUUGUCCCAUAACAUUUGUGGCAGACAGAGAGAAGGGGCUGAAAACUUCUAUUGCUGAAAUAUUUGAAGGUUCAUUUCAUGCAUACUGCCUGCGAUACUUAACUGAGCAACUUUUUAGAGACUUGAAAGGGCAGUUUUCUCACGAGGUAAUGCGACUCAUGAUUGAAGAUUUGUAUGCUGCUGCUUAUGCAACCAAACCAGAAGGCUUUCAAAACUCAAUGGAGAGCAUUAAAAAGAUUUCUGAAGAAGCAUACAAUUGGAUUAUUCAAAGUGAGCCCCAGAACUGGGCAAAUUCAUUUUUUCUGGGUACUAGGUAUAAUCACAUGACAUCAAACUUUGGGGAGCUGUUCUAUAAUUGGGCAGCUGAUGCAGAUGAAUUGCCGAUAACACAGAUGGUUGAUGUAAUUAGGGGUAAGAUUAUGGAGUUAAUUAUUUCCAGAAAGGCAGUAUCUGAUCAAUGGGAAACUAGGUUGAGUCCAACCAUGGAGGAGAAGCUUAAGAAGGAAAGCCAAAAAUCUAAUUCACUUUCAGUUCUACAAUCAACCUGUAGCACCUAUGAGGUUUGUGGCGACACAACUGAGGUGGUUGAUAUUGAUAGGUGGGAAUGUAGUUGCAAGGCCUGGCAGCUGACUGGUGUGCCAUGCUGCCAUGCCAUUGCUGUCAUUAGUGGCAUUGACCAGAGUUUUUAUGAUUAUUGCUCCAGAUACUGUACAGCUGAGAGCUAUAGGCUGACUUACUCGGAGAUUGUACAUCCAAUUUUAGACAUGGAAGUGUCUGCUUCAAAAGAUUCUCAGCUUGUGGUAACAGUAACACCUCCUCCCACCAAAAGACCACCUGGUCGGCCAGCUAUGAAGCGAUUUGGAUCUCAGGAAGUAGUCAAGCGCCAUCUCCAUUGCAGUCGAUGCAAGGGACUUGGGCAUAACAAGUCUACUUGCAAGGAGCAAUUAUAGUGCUGGGGACACCGUUGAACAGAGUUUCAGCAAGGAUCGGUAGCACAAGGAUCUGUACAAUGCAUCUAACUGCUCUUCUGAAGGGACUGAAAAAAAAAACUAGAAUUAAUGUAGUUUAGUUGUACGAUAAGCAUAGUGGUUUCAUGGUAUUUAGUAUUCUUUUGCACAUGGUUUGCUAGUUUAAAUUCAUGCUGCAAUCUUGACAAGUUCGAUUCCCCCUUGUUUGAAAUAUCUCCUUAGUCCGGGCAAAUGCGAUGGAUGUGUGUGGCAGACAAAUAAAAUUAGCGAGGACCUCUCUUGGUUCUAGCUCGUUACAGGCGGAUAAAUGGUCUGCUUUACUAAAUAAAUUCUGCUUCCACAAUUGCAUUAGAUUGUAAAUACUGAAUACAUCAUCAAUAAAGAGUAGAUAUUGGGAUUGGGGGUUUCUCUACUUGGUUGUUUUAA